Daucus carota subsp. sativus is the source of this 1050-nucleotide messenger RNA. RefSeq lists its product as uncharacterized. Lineage: Eukaryota; Viridiplantae; Streptophyta; Magnoliopsida; Apiales; Apiaceae. The coding region runs from base 1 to 1050 and encodes 349 amino acids. The record is from RefSeq and is a predicted model, not a curated record. The transcript has 2 exons. Gene Ontology annotation, molecular function: protein dimerization activity.
AUGGGUCAGCGUUUGUUGUUGGUUAAAAGUGCUCUUGAAAAAACUGUUUUGGAUCUUAAUUGGAAGGCUUUUAGGAAGACAAACUUAGAGGCAAAAGCUGAUCAUGUGAAAGAGUGUGUUAUUUCCGAUCGUUGGUGGGAUAAAUUAGAAUAUUUUGUAGCUUUCACAUCUCCAAUAUACAACAUGAUUAGGCUUGCUGACACGGGCACUCCUUGCUUGCAUCUUGUUUACGACAUGUGGGAUUCAAUGAUAGAAGAAGUGAGGGAAAAAAUUUUCAAUGAGGAAGGAAAAGAUCCAAAAAAUGAUGAAUCUGAAUUUUUUAAUGAUGUGCAAUAUGUUUUAGAAAAUCGGUGGAACAAGAGCAACACCCCUCUACAUUGCAUGGCUCAUUCUCUCGUUCCUAAAUACUAUAGUGAUGCAUGGUUAAAUAGUGGCAGUGGUGUAAUUGCUCGAGUUGCACCAAAUGAGGAUCGUGAGGUUUCACUAAACAGGGCAAAAUGUUUUAAAAAAAUGUUUCCAAAGCAAGAUGAUUUAAGAAAGAUAAAUGCUAAGUAUGGGAAGUUUUCGGGAGCUUUGGGAUUUUUUUCGGAACCUCAUGUACUUGAAGGAAGAGUUCACCAAGAGCCUCUUAUUUGGUGGGCUAACUAUGGUUCGGAAACUCCAAUGUUGCAAAGCUUGGCUAUGAAACUCCUUUCACAACCGGCAUCUUCCUCUUGUUGUGAAAGAAAUUGGAGCUCUUUUUCUAACAUUCAAAGUGUUAAGCGGAACAAAUUGGCCUCUAAGAGAACCGAGGAUCUUGUGUUUGUGCAUAACAAUUUAAGGCUGCUAUCUCGUAAGAGUGAGGAGUGCACCAAAGGACCAUCCAAGUACUGGGAUGUUGGAAAUAUUCUAAAUCUUACAUAUUUUUUAAAUAUUAAAUCUGAUGGAGAUUCCAUUCAUGUCGAUGAUGAUUAUGUUGAGGCAUUUGCAAAUAUUAUUAUUGAUGAUCCCGAUGUUGAAGGGAGGAUAUUCAGCGGAAAUGGUGAAGAAGGUCGCGAAACAGAGGAGUAA